GGGAGAGCGGAUAUAGUGCAUGCAGGGUCCGGGGAGACCAGAUAUAGUGAAUGCAGGGUCCGGGGAGAGCGAUAUAGUGAAUGCAGGGGUCCGGGGAGACCAGAUAUAGUGAAUGCCGGGUCCGGGGAUAUAGAUAUAGUGAAUGCAGGGUCCGGGGAGACCGGAUAUAGUGAAUGCAGGGUCCGGGGAGACCGAGAUAUAGUGAAUGCAGGGUCCGGGGAGACCGGAUAUAGUGAAUGCAGGGUCUGGGGAGACCGGAUAUAGUGAAUGCAGGGUCCGGGGAGACCGGAUAUAGUGAAUGCAGGGUCUGGGAGACCGAUAUAGUGAAUGCAGGGUCUGGGGAGACCGGAUAUAGUGAAUGCAGGGUCUGGGGAGACGGAUAUAGUGAAUGCAGGGUCUGGGGAGACCGGAUAUAGUGAAUGCAGGGUCCGGGGAG
Messenger RNA from Staurois parvus, 436 nucleotides. The record is from the annotation of a GenBank genome assembly. NCBI's taxonomy places the organism in Eukaryota, Metazoa, Chordata, Amphibia, Anura, Ranidae.